Messenger RNA from Nannizzia gypsea CBS 118893, 2367 nucleotides. RefSeq lists its product as hypothetical. NCBI's taxonomy places the organism in Eukaryota, Fungi, Ascomycota, Eurotiomycetes, Onygenales, Arthrodermataceae. Bases 1 to 2367 code for a protein of 788 amino acids. The record is from RefSeq and is a predicted model, not a curated record. The transcript is spliced from 2 exons.
AUGAGCGAACGACCGACGUCUCCCUCCAGGGGCUCAGAGAGCGAUGUUGGCCGUCGACAGUCGUCCUCGAUAGAGUUGCCAGGUGGUAGUGCUGGUAGUGCUGGUAGUGCUGGUGCUGGUGCUGGUGGUGGCCGCGGUGAUGGCUCGGAACAGUCCAGCAGCCAGUCGUCUCCGGUGCUGAACGUCUUCAGCGAUGCAUUCUCGGUCGAACGGCUAGAUACAACAUCAUCGAACAGCCAGAGACAAUCUGUCAACAGCCUCUCGAGCCACUCGUCGUCGAGCUCUGACAAAACAGAAACUGGAGACGCACAGGACCAAGGCCCUAUCCUCCCGCUUCCCACCAGCCCCUUCCAAGGCAUCCCGGAGUCACUGGAGAGACGCGCCUCUUUACUGCUCCAACAGCAGCAGCAGCAACAGCAGCAGUAUCACCAGCAGUAUCAACAACAUCAGCAAACAGUGCUGCCACAGAUUCCGGAUAAGAAACAUUUCCUCCCCGAUGCUGGUCCUGUACCCCGAACGGCAUCACCUGCUGUUUCCAUCGCUCAGAGUACAGCGUCUGCUGGCCAUCGAAGCGUCAGCACCGUCUCCAGGCUCUCCAUUCCUCCCCGCGCGCUGAGUCCUUACACCGGCCAGACAGGACCUAGCCAUCCAUAUGCCAUGUACUCCCAAGGAAUCUCUGUCAACAGAACGUCGUCUAUCUCCUCGAAUUCAACGGUACGAGUUCCCGAGCGGAAUUUCGUUGCUGCUGCCCCGCCGCAGCAUCCCUACGCGCUAUACUCGCAAAAUACUGUCCCUGAACAUGUCCCAGACGAACCUCUCAACACCACCGUCCCUCUCCCCUUACCAGGUCACCCUCAAGUAUACAGCCAACCCGCUACAGCUCCUGUUGCAGACGAGGUUGGAGAUAUCUUAGGCACAGACGGAUAUAGGGAACAGCUCCCUCCUUACUCUCGUUACCCUGAUGGUAUUCCGGUGAAAUCUUACUACGCGCCCACUACGCCAAUUGGUGCUGCCGGUGCUACUACCAACAAUUCCUCACAACCUCUAGAAACGCCCGUCUCGCCAGUAUCACAAGUUUCGUCCCGCACAUUUCUUACUGAAAAUAACCCUGCCGCUGCUGCCCCCGCAGCGGACUCAUCUGCCGUCGAAUCAGGCAACACGUCACAGGAAAAGGUCAAUGAAAAGAAAAUGCGGAGGAAUCAGAAAAUCUGCUGUGGCCUACCACUAUGGAUCAUUGGUCUCAUUGGUGUAGGUUUGAUUACGGGAACACUCAUAGGGGGUGUCCUUGGUGGGAUCGUAGGAGCCCGUCAAGGCAAGAAAGACAGUGACAAGACCACCCCAGAUCCAGAUCAUCGACCAACACCAUCCUUACCACCAACUCCGACAGCUAGUGGGAUCUUGGAUGCUAUACCUAUACCAACCGGAAGCGGCGCUCCUACUUUCCCACCCAUCCCUACAGGUCCCAUCUCGAUCUCGGGAAGGACGUUCAAUUCCCUGUCUCAGAGCUGCGUCAACACCACUAGCCUUAGGCUCUCUUGGGACUGCGUGGAUUAUGGCCAUUUCAAAGGAUCCAUAAGCAGCGGCCCCAACAACACCAGGACAAUCAGAUUUCCCCAAACAUCUAUCACCGGAAAGUUCAUAUACGGGGACCAGGUACCAGCUUUAGGAGGCAGGGAUUUUAAGCUGGAACCCGCAUAUGACAUGACAUCCCCUGAGGAUGGUCCUGCGUACUUUUUCUAUACCACCUUUGACAAGCUCGUCAUUGUCCCUAAGGAUGAGUUUCCCUCAGGCGUCGUGGGGAAAUCAGUGGAAAAGUCAGCUCUAUUCAAGCGUUCCGGCAACAGGUCAGGAAAGGUUCAGUCUCAGCCGGGUGAUAAACCGUGGUUUUGCUGGUGGAAUACAACCUACAUCGAAGCUUUCAUAUACGCCACUAAGAACGCAACGGAAGACGACAUGAAGACCAGUGGUGACGGUCCCGAUGACGGCAUAUUUUCAAUGCCACCAACGGGUUUCCCUCGUGCAUCCACUGUGACUUCCUCAGCAUUACCUACCGCGACACCUACCACUAUGUCCGGCGAAGGUAGCGAAGACCUACCGCAAGCUUAUCCCCAAGCCAUGAAAAUAAAAGAACUUCGAUACUCUGACGCCAGCCCAUCUCCACCAUACUGCCAACAGAUGCAAGUUUUGGAUGACGGGAAUCUAUCAAUGCUAGAGUCCCAAGUUAUCAUCGAAGAGAAAGACUCCUCAUCUAGUCCAGAUAACGACGAUGUCGGUAUUGGCAGUAAAAUGGCUCGCCGGUCCGCGCUAAUAGGGCCCAGAGACGCUGCAACCGACCAAUGUUAUUGUGAAUGGUUAUAUGGUAACUGA